This is a messenger RNA of Coccidioides immitis RS, 1908 nucleotides long. RefSeq lists its product as uncharacterized. NCBI's taxonomy places the organism in Eukaryota, Fungi, Ascomycota, Eurotiomycetes, Onygenales, Onygenaceae. The record is from RefSeq and is a predicted model, not a curated record. Bases 87 to 1439 code for a protein of 450 amino acids. The transcript is spliced from 7 exons.
CAUCUCUCCCAUCCAUACCGCAUGUGUUAUUUCUUUUGUAUACCAGGUUAUCGUUUUCGUCAAAACCAAGAAUCGAGGUUAUCGAGAUGAAGACGCUCCGUUUUGGGCAAUCAGGACGCACCUCAGUGUUGAAACCCCGACGCGAGUGGCAGUACGUUGAAAUUUGGGAUGAGUUCAACAGCCCUGCUGGUUUCAGCUCCAGUGAGAAAUUCUUGAGCGAGGAAGAAUUGCUGCAAUGGCCUCGUGAAGCUCGGCCAAAGGCAACUCUCAGGGUCCUGUUCAGCCCGGCGUCUCCAGAUGGUGAGCCUCCGGCUUUAGGAGCAAUUCCACGGCGCACUCUACAGAGUAUAACCCGUGCCUGGAACCUCCCCUCCUUGACCUAUCUUGCCGAUUCGAGGGAAAUGUCAGUCUGUUAUACAGCAAAGGCCGUGGCUCAGAUCGAUCGUGUCUCCGGGCUGGUAUUGCGGAAUAACCACGGUGGGCAUUGGUUCUACUGCCUUGCAAUGAGCUACAAUGGAGAGACACGGGAAACAUGUGCUCUAAUCAUCGGACUUCACAAUAAUUCGAUCCAAUCUCUCAAAAUGUGGCUUAAAGACUGGUCUGUCCAUGAUUCUAAGCCUACGCAUCCGCUCUUUCUGCCGUCCGUACUCAUCGAGGAAUCAUUGUUAAGAAUUUCAAAUUCUCUACAACUACAUCGCGAUAAAGUAUGGGAAGUUGAAAAUGAUACGGGCCUACAUUAUCGCAACACCGAUCCAGAUCAUCCCAACAGAUCCGAGGCCUUGGAUUUGGACAGAACUAUAAGGAAACUGACCGUUCUUCCAGGGGCAAUAUCUCAUAUAGAAUUUAUCUGUCAAACACAGCUCCGGUUCUUAGAAACACUAGCUCAGUGGUCAACGGCUGCUUAUGCAGUUACUACGGCUGAACGCGACCUAUACUGGGCCUCAAUGAUCGAAAAACUGGACCUGAUGAAAAGCAGCUUCACACACUUCCUUGGCGCUGCAGAGUACACCCACAAGCGCAUACAAGCUCAGACACAGACGAUCUACACGUUGCUCGGACAGCGAGAUAACCAUCUCAACCGAUCCAUUGCCGAGAGCCAGAGGCGUGACAGCAUGGAUAUGCGGAUAAUUGCUGUGGUCACACUUUUGUUCCUACCCGGAAUGUUCACCGCCACGCUAUGUAGCACCACCUUUUUCAACUUCCAAGUUGGCCAGGAGCAAAAAGUCCUGUCCUCUUGGAUCUGGAUCUAUGGCGUGGCCACCGUCCUCUUGACCCUUCUUGUAUUGGGAGGCUGGGUCUAUUGGACGCAUGGAGAGGGCCGGAAACAUCAAUACCAGAAAAAACUUCGCCUUGGGCAUGGCAAUGAGAUGCAUGAUGCUUCCCCCAGCCCUGAUAGCCAGCAAGGGGAUAUGUUGGCGUUUCACUGGAAGGGAGCCUAGGAGGCUUGCUUGGAAAAGAAGUCUCUGGGAUCGACGGGAGCUGUUUUGGAUAGAUGUAAUUGUGUAUGUCUCGCUCGACGGACUCACGGCAUCCUUUGCCGUAAAAAUCCAAGUAGGGCGUCUGUGACAGAGACAGCGGCUCUCAGAAAACCAGGAAAGAACGACAACAGGCCAGCCAAGGCUUACUGAGCAGAGUCGCUUUGCUCAACACCCUAGAAAAGAUCAUGGAGAAAGUCAUGGGAAAGAGAACCUCGAAAAUGGCGGAAAAAGAAAUACGUUACUCCUUGAGGCCCAUAUGGGAGGAAGGGAAAAAAGUUUCAAUAGAACAUCUGCCAGCCGACUUAAAACAACCCUUUCUACUGCUGGCCAGCCCCUCCAGCUAUUCUCUUCAUAGUAGAGAGGGUUAUCCCCUUCUUUGGACCUGUCCAACACCAAUUUUGCAGUCAAACUUGAAUUCCAAGACUGCUCC